CCCCCAAUUGCGAGCGCUCGUCCCCGUCCGGUCUCCCCGUUGUCCCUGUCCUCCCGUCCGUCCAUCCAUCCGAGCAACUAGCAAGCUCCUCCCCCGAGUUAUUGCUCCUCUCUCUCUCCAGGACGCCUUCUCUCCUACUCCCGUCCACGACCACGACCACCGUGCGUAAAAAUCAAUCCCCAACAAUGCCAGUAGCCUUUGUCCUUACAUGGCCAGGACCAGGCGCAGCAGAAGACCUCGCUCUCCCUACUACCACUUCCUGCUGAGACAAGAACCAGAUCGCCGCUCCUCCUCCGGGCCCACCCACUAGCUAGCCAAUUCAUGGAUCACCGGAAGCAGCAGCGGAGCGGCGGCAGCGCGGCCAAGAACGGCGGCGGCAAGGGGAGCGGCAAGGCGGGGGGCGGGGGCAAGAAGCCGAUCAAGGUGGUGUACAUCUCCAACCCCAUGAGGGUCAAGACCAACGCCGCGGGCUUCCGCGCCCUCGUCCAGCAGCUCACCGGCCGCCACGCCGACCCCUCCAAGUACAGCGCCGACGACGAGUACGCUGCCGCGCAGGCGCAGCAGGAGCUCAGCCCCGAGGGGAGCGCGGUUGCCUCCACGCUGGACGCGGUUGCCCCCGGCCCCGCCGCCCCGCCGGAAUUCGCCGCGGGGGCGUACGGCGACGGCGACGGCGACGAGGAGGGGGAGGACGACGACAUCUUCGGCUCGCAGCUGCUGGACACGGACUACGCCAUCCUCUCGCCGCCGCCACUGCUCUUCGACUACCCGCACGGCAGCAUCAGCAAGGUGUAGUGACCAGUCACCCGAUCCUCCCAGCACGCUUGCAUGUUAGUUUGACGCGUGCCCCGACUUCUUAUUUGCAUGUCACAUGAUGAUCUCGCUGUAUUGCAUGUGUGUGUCACCAUAAUUUGUGCGUGAGAAUAUUAGCUAGCUCCAAUUUAAUCCCUCCAUCGAUCAGCCCUCCAUGAUCAGCCUCUGAAUUCCCCCCCGCGCGCGCAUGCCAUUAUACAUAUAUAUGUAUAUGUAUGUAUCUUGGGUCCCCGUCUUCUUCUAGCUUUCCCCUUCAGUUCUCUUUGUGUGGACAAGGAGGUUACUGAUCGACUCUAGUGAUGCAAUGUACGUCAUGUACAUGUGUGAAUAUGCCUAGAUGUUAAUUUGAACAACUUUUCUCAA
Molecule: messenger RNA, 1173 nt
Organism: Lolium perenne
Lineage: Eukaryota; Viridiplantae; Streptophyta; Magnoliopsida; Poales; Poaceae
Source: RefSeq, a predicted model, not a curated record